AUGAUGACGUGCCGUCUGCUGUGCGCCCUGUUGGUGUUAGCCCUGUGCUGCUGUCCGUCCGCGUGUGUGACAGUAACUGCUGUCACAAGUGAACCGCUCAAACCACCACAGGGGACAAGUCUAGGGAUCAAGUCUCCGGAUUUAAUUAUCCUUGCAGACCAGCAAGAUGUUGGUGCCGAUGCGUUAUCUCCACCAGUUAAGGCCGUUAAGGAAGGAAAACCGCGUGUGUCGUCCAAUGCAGAAAAUGGAGAAGGCGCGACUGAACAGGCAGGGUCGGAAGAUGUGGACACUAAAUCGAGAGGUUCAACGGAGAAUUCCAGUAAGUCGGUGGUAAAGAGUUCAGAGCAGAAUCCGGAAGUGCUAAGACCUAAUGAAGAGGCUAACCUCCCGACAGCAAAUACGAAGACCAUGACGACCACAACCACAAAAGCACCAGCUACAAAUACGACUACGACAACUGCGCCAGAGGCACCAAGUGAUGCGCUCAACAGCGCAGAGGCGUCAACUACGACGAACACCCGCGCACCGUCACGUCUUCGCGAAAUCGACGGCAGCCUCAGCAGCUCUGCGUGGGUGUGUGCCCCGCUGCUGCUCGCCGUAUCCGCGCUGGCGUGCACCGCUGUGGGCUGA
Molecule: messenger RNA, 630 nt
Organism: Trypanosoma cruzi
Lineage: Eukaryota; Euglenozoa; Kinetoplastea; Trypanosomatida; Trypanosomatidae
Product: mucin TcMUCII, putative
Exons: 1
Coding region: 1-630 (209 amino acids)
Source: RefSeq, a predicted model, not a curated record